GUACAUAAAAAAAUUCGUGUGUAAUUUGCCCGCAAACAUUAACAAACGUGAGCAAAUAAUCGGAAACGGUGCGAGAGAGAUAGCGAAAAAGCGAGCACGGUGCUGGAAACAAUAUUUAAGCCACAAAUCGAGCAGAAGUUAAGAAUUGAUCAAUCGAACAGUGCUGCGGUACCUCUUGGUGGGUCGAUUGCGCUGGUCCAGAGGUGCCUGUGGCCCGUGGCCUGUGGGCCCCCAGUGGUGGUUUAGAAAAGACCUGCAAGGGUGGUGGGCAGCUCAGUAUAGAUUGCUGCAGUCCGCCCCCAGUAUCUCUCACCAGCUGGAAAACAACAUAAAAAAUCGAGCACAACAAGAAGAACCAGCAAGCUGCAUUGGCGGCUAAUUGGAUUAGUCAGUAGCGGAGAUGGCCACGACACAGCAGUACUCGCUGCGGUGGAAUAACUAUCUGCGCCACCUGACCUACUCACUGGACAACCACCGGCUGAACGAUGAUUUCGUCGAUGUCACCCUGUGCGUGGACGGCAGGAAGAUCAAGGCCCACAAGGUGGUACUGUCCUCGUGCUCAUCGUACUUUAAGGAGAUAUUCAAGGAGAAUCCCCAUCCGCAUCCAGUCAUUAUAUUUAAGUUUAUCAAAUUCGAAGAUCUCAACUCGAUAAUCGAGUUCAUGUACCAGGGCGAGGUAAAUGUACAGCAGGAGGCAUUGCAAUCGUUCCUGCAAACAGCCGAGCUGCUUGCCGUCCAGGGCCUUACCGCCGAGGAGAAGGAGAAGCCGCAGUUGCCGGCGUUGCCGCUCAGCGAUCAUAAGAUCAUCAAGACCAUACCCAGCACCAUAAGAGCGGUCAACGAUCAGCAGCAGCAGCAGCAGCAACAGCAGCAGGUGCCCAGCGUGGCACAGGCGCAGACAGCAACGCAAACCAUCGAAAUCCCCACGGCCACACUGUUACAGGCAACGGCUGCCAGUCAGGUUCAGACGCAGGUGGCUGCUGCCGCCCAGCUUCAGGUCCAGCAGCAGCAGCAGCAGGCGCAGUCUCAGUCGCAGCAGCAGCAUCAUCAUGUACAAACCAAUCAAAUACAACACAUCCAGGUGCAAUCGGCGCCACCACCACCACAGCAGCAGCAGCAGCAACAGACACAGCAGCAGCUAACACAGCCAGUGGCUACAACACCACAGCAUCUGACCAUCACGAAUGCGGUGGCCCUGGCCGCGGCGAAGAAGCGCAAGCUAACCUUCUCCGACGAUGAUGACAACAUCUACACCACCGAAACGGUCGCCUAUUCCGGCAAGGAUGACCAGACUAUUGUGAAAACUUCUGAUAUGACCUUCCUACGAAGCGCAGUCAAAAUGGAUAUACCCGACUAUAUUGUAAGCGAGGUGGAUGAUCGCCUUUCGGACGGCGCCACGCCGCAGACGUCACAGGAUGCCACGACCGGUGCAGCGCAAACGGUGGCCCAAUACUCAUCCGAAUACGAGAUACUAACCGAGUCAGAGAUCGAGGAGAAAUAUCAAGCGGAUGCGGAAAAUGCCGAGAUAGCCAUCGAAAUGACCCGCCUGCUAGGCAGUGGGACGGGGGCAACAUCCACGCCGCAUGCAGUCCUAGAGGAUGGCAGCCCGUCGGCAGUUCCCUCGACUACGGUGUCCCUGACGCCGGUCAAGGCGGACGGCAAGGGCGGCAACGUGGCGCCAAAUGCCCCGAGUGGAACUGGAGGUGGACCUGGACUUCGAUUAGGAACUGAUACGGAUACCGAUCCGCUGGCCGAGGAUGAGACAGCGCCAGAGAUGCCACUCAUCUGUCACUUUUGCAAGCGUCGCCUCAAGUCAACGAACGCCUUGAGGCGACACAUCGCUUCCAGGCACUCGGAGAUACAGGACAAACAGCACGAGUGCUAUAUCUGCAUGAAGAGCUUCAAGACCAAGUGGUCCCUGUCCACGCACAACUCUCGUUUCCAUCGCGAUCUGCGUCAGAGCAAGGAGUUCAUCAAAAUCGAAACGGCCGAUCACUGAAGCAAAUGGUUAAACAUCAACUGAGACACAAAAACUAUUUUCAUACCCGGUAUUUGGCAGAAGGAAGCGUGUUCGAACAACCUAACCCUGAAUCAGCAUUCUUCGUCCAUUUCGUCCGUAUGUUUUGAAACGAUCUAUGAAUCACGAAUGGGAAAUGGGAAAGACUGUCGGAAUCCAUAACAUUUGCCCCAUAGACCACAGACAAUAUCGAUCAGGUCAUAAUAGCUAUAUAAUAAACGCUCUCACUACGAAAGGAAAGGACUUGGUAGUGCUACCACCUUGUAUAGUACCUCACAGUACAGUUCCUGUACAGUUUUGUGCCUCUUGAGGACCCAGCCAGUAAGCCAUUAUACGUCUGAGCCGGACCUUGUAAAAGCACGUUUUCCCGAUCAGCUCCCUAUCAAACUGGUUCCGAAUGAGUAGGUUUUUUCUUACAAAGUACAAAGAUUGAUUUUUUGUACACUUUUGUACGCGUCAUGCGGCAGCGCCGCUCAGUCGGUUCAGCAGGGGAAGGAGUCCGCGCGUAACCUUCGGAUUUGUGUCGCUGGGUCACUUGAUGGUGCAGCAACGACAAGACACGAUUAGACGCUAUAAAUCAAAGAUCUGGCAAUUGAACUACGACCCCGCCGAGGCCGAGGAGAGUUUGAGCUCCUUGCAAGAUAAUCUUUGGCCGAUAAAAUCCACUUUUAAGCAUAUACAAAUGCCACGAAAAUCUUAUGUUAGCAUUACGUUGGCAUAGCCACAAAACUGAAGCCUGGAAGACUUACAGUCUGAAGCAUAUAGGACAGAGUAAACACCGCUCUUCAUGCUGAUCAAGAAUAUACACUUUAUGGGGUUCGGAGAUGCUUCGUUCUGCAUAAUUGUACAAUUCAAAGAGUAGGACGGGUAUCUAAUAGUCGGAAUACUCGACUAUAUCGAUUUAAUUGUAAGGCCCCUGGCCAUAGAUCUGCCAUAGAUUGUAUGUAUGUAGUUUUGCUUGUCUUGUCUUCUAAUAAUAAUACAUUAUCGACCAAUUUAGAGAAAUUUAA
This is a messenger RNA of Drosophila persimilis, 3027 nucleotides long. RefSeq names its product broad-complex core protein isoforms 1/2/3/4/5. Gene Ontology annotation, molecular function: protein binding. The record is from RefSeq and is a predicted model, not a curated record. Bases 401 to 1999 code for a protein of 532 amino acids. The transcript has 5 exons. Gene Ontology annotation, cellular component: nucleus. NCBI's taxonomy places the organism in Eukaryota, Metazoa, Arthropoda, Insecta, Diptera, Drosophilidae. Gene Ontology annotation, biological process: regulation of transcription by RNA polymerase II.